GCAAAAACCUUUCUCAUUACAAACUGCAUGUGCAUCGACCCGACCCGACACAACCCGACCCACAUUUCUCACCCGUUUCGUUUCUUUCUGCUCCCGCCGCCGUGAAACAAACCGAGAUUCUUCGCAUGCCGAUGACGAUUGCGGUAGCUCCAUCACGCCAAACAGAUCGACCAGCCUCUGCUUUCGCGACGGCGGCGAAGACGGUUCCGCCGGUGGCCGUCAUCUCCGACGGACAGGGGAAGGAUGCGUUGAUCUCGUGGUUCAGAGGCGAGUUCGCCGCCGCCAACGCGAUAAUCGACGCCAUGUGCUCGCAUCUCAGGGAGGCCGUUCCUGGAUCGGAGUACGACGCCGUCUUCGCCGCGAUCCAUCGCCGGCGUCUGAACUGGAUCCCUGUUCUUCAGAUGCAGAAGUACCAUUCCAUCGCUGAGGUGGCGAUCGAGCUGCAGAAGCUGGCGGCGAAGAAGGCGGAGGAUCUGGAGGAGGAGAAAACAGAGACGGCGGAGGAUCUGAAACAGAGCCAAACAGAGACGGCGGGGAUGAAGGACGUUUGUUUUAACGGUGAGAAGUUGACGGAAAGUGAACUUAACGGAGACGUUGAAGACGAUUCUCCGAGUAGUGAUAUCACUGAUUCAGGUUCUCAUCAGGAUGUUCACCAAACUGCUGCUGUGGAUACUCCACAGAUUAUAUGUCAGAACCAUGAAGAUUGUGAUGCAAGGUCAACUGAGAUCAAACCUAUCAAAGGUUUCCAAGCUAAAGAGCAAGUGAAAGGCCACACUGUGAAUGUUGUGAAAGGACUAAAGAUGUAUGAAGAGUUACUAAAAGAAGAUGAGUUAACCAAACUGAUAGACCUUGUCGCUGAUCUCCGAGAAGCUGGCCAAAACGGGAAGCUUUCAGGUGAGACCUUUAUCUUGUUCAACAAACAGAUAAAAGGGAACAAGAGAGAGCUGGUUCAGCUUGGUGUCCCAAUCUUUGGCCAUGUGAAAGAUGAAAACACCAACUCUGUUAACAUCGAGCCAAUUCCACCACUUCUCGAGAGUGUCAUUGAUCAUUUUGUCACAUGGAGACUCAUCCCAGAAUACAAGAGACCAAAUGGAUGUGUCAUCAACUUCUUUGAAGAGGGUGAACACUCACAGCCUUUCCUGAAACCACCUCAUCUUGAACAACCAAUCUCCACUCUUGUUCUCUCUGAAUCCACAAUGGCCUUUGGACGUAUUCUCUCUAGUGACAACGAAGGCAACUUUAGAGGACCUUUAACUCUUCCUCUCAAACAAGGAUCUCUGUUGGUGAUGAGAGGAAACAGUGCAGACAUGGCAAGGCAUGUAAUGUGCCCAUCACAAACCAAAAGAGUAAGCAUCACAUUCUUUCGUGUACGCCCUGAAAUAAAUCACAACAGUCCUCACAAUGACGGUGUAAUGACAAUGUGGCAACAACAACCAUGUCACUACCCAAUGGCACCAACUCCAUACCUCAAUGGCUAUGAUCAUUCACUUGAAUUGAUGCCAAAACUUGGAGUCCUUCGUCCACCAAUGGUCAUAAUGGCACCACCGCCGGUUCAACCAAUGGUACUGUCAAGUCCCAAUGUGAUGGGAACCGGUAAUGGUACCGGUGUUUUCUUACCAUGGGCCUCAACUGGCUCCAGAAAACAUGUGAAGCAUUUGCCUCCACGCGCGCAGAAGAAGCGAUUGCUUCCUCUUCCUCCUCCUCCUACUGCUUCUCCUGCUGGAGAAUCCACCUCUGAGCCUGUGAUCAGUGUAGGUGGAGCCUGAGCCUAAAGCCAAGCCACUUCGAUCUGGUCCCAUGUCUCAGCCAUGUUCUGUUUCUUCUCUUUUGUUCCUGUCUUUUCUUUCUACAUAUUCAGUUUUUAGGUUUUUUUUUAACUCAGGGCUUAUAGAUAGAACUAUGUUUCUUAAAUCUCCAGAGCAUGUGUUCUCUUCUGUUUUGUUUUUAUGUACUAUUUUAUUUAUCAGUCUAUAUUCUCAAGAUUUUACUUUCCA
Molecule: messenger RNA, 1994 nt
Organism: Raphanus sativus (radish)
Lineage: Eukaryota; Viridiplantae; Streptophyta; Magnoliopsida; Brassicales; Brassicaceae
Product: RNA demethylase ALKBH10B
Exons: 7
Coding region: 126-1766 (546 amino acids)
Biological process (GO): mRNA catabolic process
Molecular function (GO): demethylase activity; mRNA binding
Source: RefSeq, a predicted model, not a curated record